Molecule: messenger RNA, 8417 nt
Organism: Anneissia japonica
Lineage: Eukaryota; Metazoa; Echinodermata; Crinoidea; Comatulida; Comatulidae
Product: kinesin heavy chain-like
Exons: 27
Coding region: 408-3713 (1101 amino acids)
Biological process (GO): mitotic spindle organization; microtubule-based movement
Molecular function (GO): microtubule binding; microtubule motor activity; ATP binding
Source: RefSeq, a predicted model, not a curated record
UCCCAUAAUGCUAACUAAUUAAUGCGGCGAAAGAUUUUGGCUGAGAAGAGUUGUAAGUUAUAGGGUAGGGCGUGAAUUUGUUGUGGUUUUGUCUUAAUUUGUGAAUUAUCUGUGCUGCAGGUUAUCUGUUUUGAACAUAAGUUUAUCAAGAUUUUACAUAUGCUGUAAAAUCUGCCGAAAAAUCUUCAGUUUGUGAGCUUUAGAGGCAUUUUGUUAUCGCCAGUACAAGCAAAACACACCUAUUUUUCUGACAAAACGGAGAAAACAAAGUUCAUAGAUAGAGGUCAUAUUUUUAAGAGAGAUAAUGAGUAUAUAGAAUCAAAAUUAAAAGUCACGAGAUUAUAGCUACUAGCCUGGGUAGCAGAGGAAGUAUAUAACUGUUAUUUUUGGGUGUAAGGCUUACUACAAUGGCUGAUCCGGCAGAAUGCAGCAUCAAGGUUGUGUGUCGUGUACGUCCCAUGAACGAUGCAGAAUUGAAGUCAGGUUCAAAGUUUAUCGCCAAAUUUCCAAAGGACGGAGAGCUAAUAUUAGGGGGUAAAAACUACAUGUAUGAUCAUGUCUUCAAACCAAAUGUCACCCAACAGGAGGUGUAUGAAAAGGCAGCCAGCGCUAUUGUCAAAGAUGUUUUGGAAGGCUACAAUGGAACAAUCUUCGCAUAUGGUCAGACUUCAAGUGGAAAAACACACACAAUGGAGGGUGUUACAAGUGAACCAAACCUGAUUGGUAUAAUUCCAAGGAUAGUGCAAGAUAUUUUCAACCAUAUUUAUGCAUUGGAUGAAAACUUGGAAUUCCAUAUAAAGGUUUCCUAUUUUGAAAUUUAUCUAGACAGAAUUAAAGAUUUAUUAGAUGUUUCAAAGACCAACCUAUCGGUUCAUGAGGACAAGAAUCGUGUACCCUACGUGAAGGGGGUCACCGAACGCUUUGUAUCUAGCCCAGAUGAGGUCAUGGAGGUCAUCGAUGAAGGAAAAUCCAACAGACACAUAGCAGUAACAAAUAUGAAUGAACAUAGCUCCCGUAGUCACAGCAUUUUUCUCAUUAAUGUAAAACAAGAGAAUCUGGAAACCCAGCAGAAACUUAGCGGAAAACUCUACCUUGUAGAUUUGGCUGGUAGUGAAAAAGUAAGCAAGACAGGUGCAGAAGGAGCUGUUUUAGAGGAAGCCAAAAAUAUUAACAAAUCAUUGUCUGCUCUUGGAAACGUCAUAUCGUCUCUAGCAGAUGGAAAAAAAUCUCAUAUACCUUAUCGUGACAGUAAGAUGACAAGAAUCCUUCAGGAAUCCUUGGGAGGAAACGCCAGGACCACCAUCAUCAUUUGUUGCUCACCAUCUUCCUACAAUGAAACUGAAACUAAAUCCACGCUAAUGUUUGGACAAAGAGCAAAGACCAUUAAGAAUACAGUGACUGUUAACUUGGAGUUGACCGCCGAAGAGUGGCGUGCACGUUAUGAAAAAGAAAAAGAGAAGAACGCCUCAUUGAAAGCCCGUUUACACAAGCAGGAAAUAGAGCUGAAACGAUGGAGAGCAGGAGAUAGUGUGCCAGAGGAAGAAAGAAUUGACAACUCUCCAGAUGAAGUAGUAUCUCUACCAGUUACUCAAGUAGAAACAAUCUCCAAUGAAGACAGGGAGAAGUGGGAGCAGGAGCGCACCGAUCUUUAUAAGUUGCUAGAUAGUAAAGAUAGUGAAAUAGAUGCAUCUAGCCAGAUGGUUGAAAGACUACGUCAACAGAUGCUGGAGCAGGACGACAUGGUACAGGGAUGUCGCCAAGACAAUGAUGGUCUACAGGUAGAGAUGCAGCGGAUCCAGUCUGAAAACGAGGCAGCAAAAGAGGAGGUGAAAGAGGUCCUGCAAGCAUUGGAGGAACUAGCCGUCAACUACGAUGAGAAAUCUAAGGAAGUUGAAGACAAACGUAAAACAAAUGAACAGUUGAAUGAUGAAUUGAAUGAAAAAUUGACGGAGUUGAGUAGUACUUCUGUUAAGUACCAGAAGUUACAAGACAUGGAACAGCAUCAACGGAAGAGGGUGGCAGAGAUGAUGUCCAGCCUUCUGAAGGAUCUUGGAGAGAUUGGUGUCGCAGUUGGAGGCACUUCCCUUGAUGCCAAGAUAACCGAAAAUGCAGAAAAAGUUGAUGAGGAGUUCACAAUGGCACGUCUGUACGUCAGCAGGAUGAAAUCGGAAGUGAAAUCUCUGGCAAGUCGUUGCAAAGCACUAGAAACCUCUACAGCAUCAUUUUCCAAAAGAGUGGAAGAAUCCGAGUCAGAGCUAGCUGAGUGCAAGCUUACCAUUAUGCAGCAUGAGGCAAAAAUGAAGUCCUUGACCACUAACAUGAGGGAGUUAGAACAGAAAAAGAGACAGCUUGAAGAAGAGACAGACCUUCUGAGAGACAAGUACGCUGAACUCCAGGCAUCUCAGGAUAUGCGUGAUGAGCUGUUGGACUCUAAGGAGAAGGAACAUUCCGAGAAGAUCCAGAAUGCUAAUGAGAUGAAAGCAGCAAUGGAAGAACAACUAGAGAGUCAUCGAGUAGCUCAUCAGCAACAAUUAUCCGCUCUUAGGGCCGAAAUUGCCGAUAAAGAAAGACAGAUCGAGGAUCUUGAAGAUGCUAAUCAGCGUUUAUCAUUAGCUCAUGAGAAGUUAAAACUUGAUUAUGAAAAACUGAAAGCUGAGGAGGCGGAGAAGGCUAAGAGGCUAUCUGAGCUCAGCCAACAGUUUGAUCGUCGUGAGCAGGCGAAGCAGGAUUUGAAAGGACUUGAAGAAACGGUCGCCCGUGAACUACAGACCCUGCACAAUCUGCGAAAGCUCUUCGUUCAAGACUUGCAGUCACGCGUCAAGAAGGCUGUAGAGGGUGGAGAUCGUGAUGAGGACUCCGGCGGCAGCCAUGCACAAAAGCAGAAGAUCAACUUUUUGGAGAAUAACCUGGAGCAACUGACCAAAGUCCACAAGCAGCUUGUUCGUGAUAAUGCUGAUCUCCGCUGCGAGCUUCCUAAAUUGGAAAAACGUCUAAGAGCAACCGCUGAACGUGUCAAGGCUUUGGAGACUGCCCUCAAGGAUGCCAAAGAAGGCGCAAUGAAAGACCGCAAGAGGCGUGACAGCAAAUUCUUCGGAAGUGAGAACCUUACUGGAUACCAACAAGAAGUGGACCGUAUCAAGGAAGCUGUGAGGCAGAGAAACUCCAAGAGACUGCACAGUGCACAGAUAGUUAAGCCUGUUGUACGUCCAGGUCAGCAACAUCAUGCUGGCUCACCCCAUGGCAUUCGAGGUGGAGGAGGAAUCCGAGGUGGAAGUGGACAUGUUUCACCAAACCAGAAUAACACCGCAUAUAGAAAUACAAGCCAUAGUUCAUUGGAGCAUUUACCAGGACACACCCGAGGAGAGAGCCCUCGCCGGGAUCAUCAUAAUCGACAUUCUCAUUCUUCCAGGUCUUCCUCGCGGUCAGGCUCAACUGACUCACUUUCAAUGUCUAACCAUGUGAACAACAGUCACCAGAAUGCAGAUAGCUCUGAUAAGAGAAAGAAAUUGCCAAACAUACCCCCUGGAGGCAGGUUGACCGAUGCCGAUAUUCAGGCAAUGAGAGCAAGAAACAAAAGGGGAGGAGCCUCCUCCAAUCCUUCUGUAGUUGGUAAAUUAACUGAGGCUGAUAUAAGGGCAAUGAAGGCAAGGAACAAAAAAGGAGCAAACUCAGAUACAUCCAGGAAGCCAUUGUCAACCAAUGAAACCUACUAGCUGAGUGAAGCAACAUCAGGAUGUGUUCAAGAUGACUAAUCACCUGACCUAAUCCAUUCACUUAUUCUCAUCUGUUAAUCCCUUAAAAAAACAGAUUCACAAUGAAAAAAAUCCCAAUUCAGUAGUUGUAUGUUGAUAAUACAUGGUUGUAAACUGAAUUUGAAGGUCAGAAGGGUUCUUAACACAGAGAAAAAUCAUUGCAAUCUUCAGAAACAGAUCCAGAAAAAAAUAUUGAAAGCUGAUAUACAAGAUGUAUCCAUUUGUAAUUCCAAAUAUUUCAUCUCCAGUUGCUUAUCCCAACUCACAAACCCAGGUAAUAACAAUCUUGCGGUAAUCUACCAGAUCUGAAUGCUACUCGGUUUGUUUCAACCUUUUACUAGAUUUUUAGUGAUAAGAUUUAAUGUUGAAGUAAAAUAACUGUUAAGAUGUUAAAUAAAGACAUCUAGUUAAGUCAAACCACCAAAUAUCAGUUAUAAAAACUGAAAUCUUAGGAGAAGUUUGUAGUUAAGAGUUGUUGCAAGUGUAAAUUUGUAAAAUCUUUUAGAUGUAAAGUGGGUUUAAAGGGGUAAAUCAGGCUAAAGAAAUAGGAAAUUAAAUGUUUAAUGGCUGUAUAUGUGAUAUCAUUCAUUCACAUGCAUUUAUACAUUCUUUUUUAUUUGCUUAGAUGACAUAUCAGGAACAUAUCUGAUUUAGCAUUUCCUUAUGCUAAAAACCACCUUCUAGUAGAUGUUGCUAUAUCCUCAUAUUUUUAACUCACAUAUUAUCCUCCUUUUUACCAAAAGCCAUACAAAUAUUUUCAAAACAAAUUGGUAAUUGUCAGACCAUGUGACCAUACAAAACUAUUAACAUCAUGUGACCAAGUUUGUAAUCCACAAUAGUGGUGGAUUCAAAUUAAUUUCCCCCCCCCCAAAAAAAAAUUAAAAAAAUUUCAAAAUUAUUUUUUAAAAUGGAGAAAAAAGGAGAAUAUUCAUCAAAUUUAGGUCUGAGAGUGCUAUUUCUGGCCAUCUAGAGGUGCCAUAAUCAUAAAUUUCUUACCUGAACUCCAGCCAUUUUGGGGCCCCUAGGCCCCUCUAUUUUGACUUCCUGGAUCCACCACUGCUAAAAAAGUAAGAUGGUGAAAUCUAGUUCAGCAGUGAUCAAACCAAUCUCAGUACUGAUCUCUGUCCUGGGGGUCUCUAACCCUGGUGGUCCCAGUCUAUGAUGGAAAGGUAAUCCAAAAUUAGCUAAUUGAAAUCAAGUUGUUAGGCUGUUUUAACAUUCCCAGAAUCCUUUGCAAAUGUACAUCACCUCUCAUAGUAAAUUUGUGCAAUAUUGGAUUGCUGAAGAGUUGACAAAUUUUGAUAACAAAUUUGCUCAGUUAAUUUUCAUCUAGGAUUGAUAAGUAUUAACUUGAAUCAAUCCCUCAGGCUAGUGGGAUGUGUACAGAAGAUGGUAGUGUGGUGCCUAGUCUCUCUUCUCCCUCAGGUUUUUGCAAGUAUUUAGACAAAUGCCUUGCCUCUUUUCAACUCAUCUUCAGUAUUAGCUUCAUAAACUAUAUUCUGGUGCCGGAUUAACAACAACAAAAAUAUGUAAGACCCACCUUGAAGCAUUUCAUAUCCCUGAAAAUGCUGAGCUUCGCUGAGAGAGAUUACUGUAUUUUAAAUCAAUAUAUGCAUAACUAUAUAGUACAGCAAGUGAUGAGGGCAUUAUGAUUGAUAAAUUGCAUUUCCUGUGAUUGGCGUGCAUGGUCCAAUUAAACUUUAUCCUUUUUUUAACAUUAUUUCAGUUUUAACAAAUUCAACCUUGAUUUUGUAUUUAAAAUAUAAACCUAUUUGUGGUUAUUGUAUACUUUAUUUAAGUACUUAAAAUUCCAUUUAUUUCUUCAAAUAUUCCGUUAUUACAUUAUAUUUUACAAGUGUUGAUAUGCUAGUAAGUAGAGCACACAAAAUAUACCCUUAGUCAUAGUUGAGAAUCCUAUAAGGGAGGGUCUGUAUUUGAAGCAAGCAAUGAUACUACAGGGUUGGGGAUUGCAAUCAUUAUCAUAAACACAAACUGUAAAGCUAUUCCAAAAAACAAAAAAAAAAUAUUUGGCCAUGUCUAGAAACUAGUUAAUGCUUGUGUCACAAUGUCUAGUUAUUACAAUAUGAUUUGAUGUUAAGUUCUUGUCCUCCAUUCCUAUUUUCUCCCUACUCUGAUGUGUAGUUUCAAUCCAAGAGAAACAUCAUAUCAUGAUGUGUCGUUCCAGGAUUUACAUCUUCAGAGUUUUUUUUUUUUUUAACUUUUAUACUUACUUUUUAAUCCUCUUAAGUAUUUGCAUCUUCAUUACAAUAUCCUCAUAUUUUGUUACAAAUGGCAGUGCAGUAUGUCUUAGAGAAGCAUCCUUUGAUGUGUCGUUCCAAGAUUACUGUUAUUCCUUUUGAAGGUACAAAUUCUUUAUCACAACACCCUCUGUUAAAUUUUUUUAAGAGCCUCAAAUUGAAAUGUUUGCUAUUAAAACAUUAUUAUAUAGUAUGGUACAAUAGACGGUUUAUUAUUAAUGUUUUUAUCUUAAAUUGUUCAUUAAAUCAUUGUGUGAUGAUUGCAGUCCCCUGAAUACACUGUGUUCACAAAAUGCUAGUGACUUAGAUUAAGCGACAUUAUACAAGAACCGAUUAUUGUUAUUACUAUCUAGCAAUGUGGUGAAUUAGAAAUACCAUUCUCAUAAAUUAUCCUGCCGUUGUUAUUAUAGAUAGGUAGUCCAAUAUUGUGUUACAAAAUUGAUUAGUCUUUCCCAUGAAUAUCAUCUGCUUGCUAUUCCCCUUUGCAGAUUACUAUAUAAGUAUAUAAGAACAUAGUACUGGAAUUGUAUAACAUACAUACUGUAUACUCAUUAGUUAAGGCUUGUUGCUUAAUGAUACUUGUUAUAUAUGUGGCCGUUACGCUAACGUUUAUGUAUGGAAAAUAAAUUGUGUGUGUGUGCGCUACAGUUGUAUUGUACCUUGCAUAGCAAACCAUCACAAACAGUAUAGCAACUCACAUGUACAGGUAGUUGUGCAUGUAUAUAUGUUAAUAUAAAUAUAUAUGUAUAUCGUAGAUGAAUCAAUGUUAACAGAUUAGUUUACAACCAGGUCGUUCAAUCAAUGAGGAUUCCCUUGCAAUAUUUUUUCUAUUGAGGUAAAUCAUGGAGUUUUUCUGAAUAUUUUUUUUACAAGAUAUUUUAUGUUGUUAUUGCUAUUUAUUUAUUUUGUUUUAAAUGCAUGUUCAAUUCGGAAACUCGUAUAAAAUUGCAUAAAUUAGAUUUUUUGUCGAAAUCAAGUAUGAAAUAACUUGUAAAAUAGGACAACACGAUUAACUUAUGUGAUUGACUAUAAGUUGUAUAUUGCUGAAAAAAAUCAUUUAAAAAAAAAACAUAUUUGACAGGAGGUUAGGAAAAAGGAGUAAAAUUGAUGGUUUAGUUUAUAGGUUGAUUUAAAUCAAAUGCAAUAUAUGUUAAUUAUUUUUGAUUUAUUAUGCAAAUAAGCAAUAGUAAUUCGGGUUAAUUGACCAUUGUGUAAUCCUAUAUACAUAGGUAAACUAAUUGUUUUUUUUUUUUUUUAUAAAUUUAAGGUUGCACAAUUAAUGGUUUUGGUAUAAUUUUUAAGUUGUAAUGUGUAUUAAUUAUGAUGUUUAAAAUUUAUUUUUUUUUUAAAUUAAUUUUAAAGAUAAACCUAUCUACAGUAAUUACACAAAAUGUACAUUCUUAUUGCAUAAACAAUUAGUUUUCUAUAAAAUUAAAAAUUAUUUGGAAAAAUUGGGGCCAUUUUGGUUAUUUUGGUAUGGAGUGGGAUGCGGAAUGUAUAUUGUUUUUCUUAACAAAAUUUAAGAUUUGAAUAAUGAUUCAUUGUCCAUAAAUUUCUCAUCUUUUGUGUAUUUUGUGAAUGAAGUUGAUAGAAGAAAUUGCUUGAUUGAUAAGAAUAAAUAAGAAUAUCAUAAAUUUUAAUUUACCGAUUUAGAAAAAAAAAUGUAUAUUUAAUUUGAAAUUUAUGUACAAAUCAAUCUAAUUUCCUUUUUAUUUGCUAGUUUGAAUUAAGUACAGAUUAAAGUCCUUGUAAAAAUAAAAGAAAAUGAAUGAAGAGUGAUGCUGCUGAUGCGAGCGAUGAUUAUAGUGAAUGUGAUGUAGAGAUUCAGAAAACCAACUAGGUUUGCUACAGUGAUGUCGCACUAAAUUUGAGCUAAUAAUUGACAUUGGCAGUGGACACCUUUAAAAUGCAUUGAAGCACAUUCGUUACAUAAUUUGCACAAGUAGCUAGGUAAAAUAUCCGAUCCUGGACAUUUCAACUAAUUUAUUGUACUUGCCAUUAAUUAAUCCACAACGCAUGAUUAACUCAUUAACAGGUGUUAGGUUAGAUGUCAGUGGUAUGGCCUCCUUGCAGGCUUUUGUAAACAGCACCCGCUAUCAUAUUCUGGAGCCAUCCGAGUAUGCUAGUUUUCUAAACCAGGUUUCCUUGGAAGCUUCCUGGUCUAUUAGGUAACUUUUUCUGCUAUGGUUGGUAAGAUUUAAUUAUGGAGGAGCAUUGAUAAUUCUCCCACCUUAAAAUACCAGUGAUGUCCAUGUGCUUGCAUAUCUCACAUCUCUGUCUUUAUUAGCUAUGCUUGUGUCUUUGUAAAUAGGGAACGUGAAGGCAGAGACCAGCAAGAGUUCAGACUGGUUCAAAUGAAUAAAUUGUAAUGCUCUUUAUGGCCAAAUAAAAACUAAAAGCUUCAAAA